Molecule: messenger RNA, 249 nt
Organism: Entrophospora candida
Lineage: Eukaryota; Fungi; Glomeromycota; Glomeromycetes; Entrophosporales; Entrophosporaceae
Source: the annotation of a GenBank genome assembly
UUAACACAUAAUGUUUGGGAUGGACACGAUGAAAAUUUACAUCAACUCAAUAGACAACUUAAUAAAGAUGCUGAUUGGACUUUAUCAGAUGGCAAAAAACUUUCCAAUGAGGAGUUUUAUAAUCCAUCAGAACAAGAAGAGAUUGAUACUAUAUCAUGGAAAGGUGGUGCUUAUGUGUUAGGCGGUGAUACUGAACGUACUAAAAUUCUUUCUAAACAUGAACUUUUAGCUGAUGCUGCAUUAAUGUGA